AUGUCGGAACCAAUAGUAGUUUCCCGAGCGCGAUGCACGCUGGGACGUGUAGUUGGGGAAGGAGGGAGGGAGUGCUGCGAGAAGGCCUUCCCUCCCUCCGGUCGUUCCCGGCGCGGGGAGGAGCCUGAUCGGCCCAAAGGCGAUGCAGGGAUGCAGCUCAAGGGACUUCCUAGUUCGCCCUUAGAUUGCGCCCCCCCGCCCUUCAGGCGGGAGAAGAAGGUUCCCGGGAACCUCAGGCUCAUGCCCGUCCCAUCCCGCCCACGCCUGCAAUGGGACGAUUCUCUGAAUCCCUUGCGGAUUAGUGUGGGCGGACUCCCAGUGCUGGCGUCCAUGACCAAAGCGGCUGACCCCCGCUUCCGCCUGCGUUGGAAGGCCAUUGUGGCAACCUCCCUGGCCCUGAUCCUUGUCCUGCUGCUCCUCUGCUUCCAGCGUUCGCCUUCGGCAAGCAGGCCGGUGCCUCUCACCGCUCACAACUGGCGUCUCGGGGCACUGCCCAGUGGGCGGUACAAUGACACCUACCCCUUGUCGCCACCCCAGCGGAUCCCGGAGGGCGUGCGCUACCGCAUCGGACUCAUUGCCGACCUCGACACGAACUCCAAGGGCCCCGGCGAGCAUACCUGGUUCAGCUACUUGAAGAAAGGUUACCUGACCCUGUCGGCCAGUGGGGACCAUGUCUCUGUCGAGUGGGACACCCAGGACCAUACGCUGGAGUCUCACCUGGCUGAGAAGGGGCGGGGCAUGGAGCUCUCCGAAUUGGUAGUCUUCAACGGCAAGCUGUAUGCUGUGGAUGAUCGCACUGGUGUGGUCUACCAGAUUGAUGGCACCAAGGUGGUACCUUGGGUGAUCUUGUCUGAUGGGGAUGGUACAGUUGGCAAGGGGUUUAAGGCUGAGUGGCUAGCGGUGAAGGACGAGCAUCUGUAUGUAGGAGGCCUGGGCAAGGAGUGGACGACCACCACAGGGGAGGUGCUGAACGAGAACCCCGAGUGGGUGAAAGUCAUUGGCUACAAAGGUGACGUGGCUCACGAGAACUGGGUGGCCAAUUACAACGCACUGAGGACUGCGGCGGGGAUCAAGCCCCCAGGUUACCUGAUCCACGAGUCUGCCUCUUGGAGCGAGACACUCCAGCGCUGGUUCUUUUUGCCGCGCCGCGCCAGCCACGGGCGCUACAACGAGCAGGAGGAUGAGCACUGCGGCACCAACCUGCUGCUUAGUUCCGCACCGGACUUUGCCGACAUCACUGUGAGCCGUGUUGGCGACGUCAUCCCCACCCACGGCUUCUCCUCCUUCAAGUUUGUCCCCGACACGGAUGACCAGAUCAUUGUGGCACUGAAAUCUGAGGAGGACGCUGGGCAGGUGGCAACGUACAUCACCGCCUUCAUGCUGGAUGGACGUUGCCUUCUGCCUGAAACUCGUAUCGGUUCCGUCAAAUAUGAAGGCAUUGAGUUCAUCUAAUGGAUUGAAUGGGUGCUUUGGAGACAAGGCGGAUGAGCUGGGUGUGGGGAUGGGGCAGGAGGAUGUGCCCCGGGAUUUCCCCUCUUAAUUCUGGCUCGGCUGCAAAGCAUGGUGGGACUCUGAAGUGCUCUUUCAUGGCAUAGCUUUCACUUCUAUAAAAGCAACUUGGUUUA
Messenger RNA from Podarcis raffonei (Aeolian wall lizard), 1625 nucleotides. RefSeq names its product calcium activated nucleotidase 1 (gene CANT1). Gene Ontology annotation, molecular function: calcium ion binding; UDP phosphatase activity; GDP phosphatase activity. The record is from RefSeq and is a predicted model, not a curated record. Lineage: Eukaryota; Metazoa; Chordata; Lepidosauria; Squamata; Lacertidae. Gene Ontology annotation, biological process: proteoglycan biosynthetic process.